AUGAUCGACGAACUUGAACACGAUGGAGAGGAGGACUUCAUCUUCAACGAAUAUGCCAUCGAUGACACGCUCGAUCCUUUGAGCCGUCUGUUAAACUACCACUCCUCAGGAUUUUCGCUCCAGCGGGAGUUUCUACUGCGUGAAAUUGGCGACACGGUGAAGUUUUCUGGUUUUGAUCAAAGCGCCAAACUUAUUGUUCCUAUUCUUACUGAGUUUACUUCCGACUGUGAGCCUUCGGUGCGACAAAUGCUGGUGGGGCAGUUGCCAGAGGUGGCCAAGUUUUUCGUGGAGCAGGGGGGCGAUGCCGGGUAUGAGUGUUUGCUGAGCCGGUUUCUUCCCAUUGGAUUUGAGCUUCUCAUAGACAAAAACGUGGAAGUCGGUGCAUCGGCCUUGACAUCGUUAACAGAACUUGCCGAGCUAGUCAAACCAGAUGAUGUUCGUGAUCACUUGCUUAAUGUUGUUGUUAUGCUGGCCCAUGAUGAACGUGCGGAGGAGUACCGUGUUGUGGCAGCGCGUUUGUUUAACGGUUUGGCUGCAAUUUUUGGAAAAAACUGUUGUGUAAAGGACGUAUUGCCUGAACUGGAACUUCUUGCGAAUGAUAGCAAUUUUUCCGUCCGUAAAGCAGUUGGAGAGAACUUGGGGGUAAUCAGCAAGGUGGUGGAGGAAGAUACAGCGGAGAACGUUGUGCUUCCAAUAUUCCUGAACCUGUGCAAGGACGAAAUUUGGGGUGUCCGUAAAGUGUGUGUCAGCAGCAUUGAGGGGAUUGCCCUUGCUGUUGUCCCUGAGGCGCGUGUUUCGAAGCUGUUACCGGCGUAUCUUCUUUUGCUUCAAGACUCGUCGCGGUGGGUGCGCAAUGGUGCCCAUGACUCCCUUGGAACCUUUUUGCAUACUCUGAGACCGUCGGAUUUAAGCCCGGGGUUGCUGAAGUUAUAUACAGAUAUGGCGUUCCGAUCGGAAAACGGUGAUACGGUAUACAGUGAACCAUGUGCCUUUGCAUUACCUGCGGUGUUGCAGGUUGCAGGACGGGAACGGUGGAAUGAGGUGGCAGACGCGUAUGCUACGCUUCUCAAGGACGUAAAGUGGAAGGUUCGCAGAUCGCUGGCGUAUUCUCUUCAUGAAGUCGCUCUCAUUUUGGGUCAAGAAAUUACCGAAUCUGACCUUGUUGCCGCCUUUGAGUUGCUUCUGCGCGACUUGGAUGAGGUGCGGCUUGGGGUUGUGCUGCAUGCUGAUGUUUUUCUUGGUGUUGUGGGACCGACAGUGCGGGAGCGGCUCGCCCCGUUGCUAUGCCAUGUUCCUUUAGAGAGUGAGAAUUGGCGUGUACGCAAUGUUGUGGCGCAACGUAUUGGGGAUGUUGGUGUACUUCUUGACCCCGUUAAUAGCACGGUUCUGAACAUAAUCAUCAACCUAGUGGUUCGUCUUCUAGACGAUAGUGUGAUGGAGGUGCGCCGGUCGACGUAUCGCUCGGCUGCAAUUUUACUGCAACAUCUUGCCAGUGCGGGAGGAGAAAAUUCGUGCGGCGGAUACAUACAGACGUUAGUGCAAAUUGCCGAUCUUCACAGCUUUCGCGAACGGCUGAUGUUUCCCUACAUCGCUGAGGAGGUGGCAAAGCUAGGCACACCCUCCUUGGUGGAGCAGUACUUCCUCAGUGGACUGCUGAAGCUGGCGAAGGACGAGGUUGGAAACGUGCGGCUUGCCGUCACCGCCGUGAUGACGCGGACGUUCCUGGUUGACCCCUACUGGUCGACGAACCCAAAGAUCCUGCAGGUCAAGGACCUCCUCGAUGAAAAGAAUUCCAGCGGGUAA
Messenger RNA from Trypanosoma rangeli, 1803 nucleotides. RefSeq names its product serine/threonine-protein phosphatase 4 regulatory subunit 1. Gene Ontology annotation, molecular function: protein phosphatase regulator activity. The transcript has a single exon. The coding region runs from base 1 to 1803 and encodes 600 amino acids. Gene Ontology annotation, biological process: protein dephosphorylation. The record is from RefSeq and is a predicted model, not a curated record. Lineage: Eukaryota; Euglenozoa; Kinetoplastea; Trypanosomatida; Trypanosomatidae.